This is a messenger RNA of Pneumocystis murina B123, 1620 nucleotides long. RefSeq lists its product as hypothetical. The transcript is spliced from 2 exons. The record is from RefSeq and is a predicted model, not a curated record. The coding region runs from base 1 to 1620 and encodes 539 amino acids. Lineage: Eukaryota; Fungi; Ascomycota; Pneumocystomycetes; Pneumocystales; Pneumocystaceae.
AUGAAGAUUAUAUUAUUUUUUCUUUUUACUUUCAUAACAUAUGUUCUUUCUGAAACUUUUGGUCCUUUAGGGUUUGCAACAUUGAUGCCUCCUUUUAAACCUCCAGGUACUGAACAUCGAUUUUUCAAAAAUUUAGUAUCUAAGAUUUAUAAUUAUGAUGACAUUUUGUUGUUUCUUACAAAAGGAGAUACUCGUUCUUGUCUACAGCAUCUCUCAGAUGCAUGUGAGGAAUUAACAAGGGUAUACGGUGAUCUUUCCAAAAUUGGUGAUGCCGUAAAAAGUAUAUGUGAACAUCAGCGUGAAGCAUGCCAGAAAUUGCCUAAAGUCAAAGAAGACUUGUGUAGAGAUCAGUCUGAUACUUAUGAUUAUCUAAUGACUUUUCUUCUGUCUGGGACUGACUGCCAUACUGCUUAUACGAAAUGUCGUCUUAGGUCACGAGGAUGUUCUAGUGAACUCAGUAGAAAAUGCCGCACACUGUUAUCCAUCUGCAACUAUGCUUAUAAUGAAGAGCGCUUUCAUGUUCUUCUUGUAAAUUCUCUUGAUGAUUUUACCUCAGAAUCUUUCCGAGGAAAAUUGAAGAAAUUAUGUAAUGAACUAUCCUUCUUAGGCGAUCAUUUUGUACGGCUUUGUCUUAAUCCUGAUUCGUUACAAUCAUUACUUCCUACAAUACGCGAUUCUCUAAGAAAAUCGAGUCUUCCUUUUCGUUCAUAUCCGAAAAUGAGUAUGGGAGCUUUAUUGGGUGCUAUGAAAUUGGAUGGAGGUUUAUACUCACCAAAAAAUAACCCUACUGUUGAUCCUUCAUAUUUUAUGGGUUAUUUGCUUGGUCAACUUAAGCCUAUUUCAUUCGAGUCGGAUUGCAUAGAAAUAUGUCAGAGAUGUUUGGGUCUAGACUUCUUUUCUCAAUCAGCUUACUUCUGUGACGCUAAGACUACCGCUUCUCAGAAUUCUGUCUGUGCAAAAACCAGGGUUGAGCUUUUUGAACAGCAUAUACCGAAUUUAAAAAAGGAACUUCAAAAUAAACUCCCGGAUGAACAAUAUCCCGAAAUUGUUUCUUUAUCAGGUAUAGAUGUAGACUUAUGUAAGAAAUUUUUAGGACCAUGUUCUUACCUGAAAGAUCUUGAUCCAACACUUUAUAGCUUAUGCGACCGCCUUAAAGGUCAUUGUGUUUUUGAUUUAGAAAUAGCAUCUUCUCUUACUGUAUAUGAGUACUACUUUCGAAAAGUUUUUUUAAGAAAGGACUCUAAUACUCAUCUUGAUCUAUGUCAAAAAGUACUUCCUCGAAUAUGCGGUUUUACAUUAAACACAACUGUGGAUUUCCUCACUUUCUGUUUAAACCCAACUCAUACAUGCUUUUCUUUAGCAGCACUUGUUAGCCUCAGAUGCGAUAGGAUUAAAGAGGAAAUGACUCAAGUUGAUCCUUCACAUGAAGAUUGUGUCACUAAGUUGCGGGAGGCAGAAACCUAUGGAUCUCUCUGCACAGAAAACGAAGAAUAUGUCAAAUUUCUUACCAUAUGUUAUAAUAAAAAUCCUUUGGAUGAGUAUCUGAAAGGACUUGCAGAUUCUAAAUUAAAAAAAUCGACUCCUGAAAAUAAAUUCGGGAAACUAGAUGAUGGUUUUUAA